ACUCUAACGCGCGACCGUUUUAGACCAACCGUUUCCAACCGCUUUCGUUGAGCGUUUUAUUAAUUAACUGCUUUGGAAAUUUGUGUUUUUCAGUGUUUUUAUUAUUUUAACGAACAAUAAGCGACGUAAUCACGGCGAGUUAAGAUCGCGUGAUGACUAGCUAAGCUGUAUCAGCUCACAUCGAAGUGCAAAAUUUGAAAUGUAGCCUGUGAGGAAGCGAAUGGGCAGGUGAACGAAUACGUUCUUUGUGUUCAAACGUCUUUUAUGCAGGUCAAGCCAUUUCGAAAUUCGUCGGGAUGAGCGCGACACCCGAUAAAGACGAGCGUAGAAAACGCUCGCUGGAAGCCGGCAGAGAAAUGUUGGAGAAAUACAAAGCAAAGCGAUCUAGUAAAAACAUAGGUACAAAUAUGCAAUGCGUGGAACAGUCUGACGACGAAUCAUUACACAACGAAAAAUCUACAUUGGUUAAAGAAUCUGGCAUAAAUGAAGAUAUAUCCUCGAGAGAUAUAACACACAGCAGUGUAAGUAUAAGCGAAGGAGAUGGUGAUCUAGAAGGAUUAGCAGGACGUGUUGCAGAACUGGAAGAAUUAUUACAAGGGAAAGAAGCUAUAGUUGGAGCUUUAAAUGCAGAAAUUGAUCAUCUGCGAGCUGAGACAUCCUCUCCAAAUUCAUCACAAAGCCAGAGCAGUAGUGUACAUGGAAGAGAUAUUAUAUCUUUGUAUCAUAUAAAAUUGCAAGAAUUUGAAAAAGCACUGUAUCAACGUGAUAAUCUAAUAGAACACUUGACAGCAUCUUUAGAGCAAGCAUUAUCUGCCAGAGAUGCUGUCACAGGACAACUUAAUGCCUUAAAUACCAUGCAGAUCGACAAUCCUGUGAUAAAUAACAUGAACUUGCAGCAAAAAAUUGAGGCUCUGGAAACAACAAUGAACGAUAAAGAAGCGUCAAUACGUCGGUUGAACGCGCAUUUGACAGAUAUUCGUAAACAUGUACAAACAUUGGAGAUGGAAAGAGAAACGCGAAACGCAGAAAUCAAUGAUUAUAAAUUGCAGAUAGAUAAUCUAACUGAGCAAAUUCGUCUCAGUGCUUCGGAGAAAAAUGUAAACAUUGAUGAAACCUUGGCACAACAGAAACAAUAUGAAGCACGUGUUGACAAGAUCAAACAGGAUAUGCAGCAUAUUUUGAACAAAUUUACCACUGUAACAAAUGCCAAUGCAACGCGUCAUCAGCAAGAAUUAAAGGAAUUAACCAUAAAAAACGAAACUGAAAUUGCCGAUAUAAAAGCCAAGCAUGACGAAUGUAUCAAAGUACUGAAGGAUGAAAACAAAAUGUUAGCCGAUCGUUUAAACAAGGAAUUGCCAAACUUGGAAAGCAGGCAUGCCAAGGAAUUGUCCGUUUUUCAAACGCAAUUGGCCCAUUAUAAGAAAACUGUCGAAGCAUUAAAGCUCGAAUUGAUGAAUCAUGCCGAAUCCCAAAAAGUCGCUCAAUCUGAAGCCCAUUUGUACAAAUCAAAACUCGACGAAUUGAGAUUUGAAGCAGAGAACGAACGACGUAUGCAAAGUCUACACUUUCAAAAGGAGAAGGAAUUGUUAAAUGAACAAAUCAAACUGCACAAAAUUCAGCUAGAGGAAAUCACGUCGAAGCACAUUGCAACGAUGAGCAUUCUCGAGUCCAAGGAGAGUAUUGAACGAUCGCUAGAACAGGCUUUAUCGAAUGCCACUAUGCUAAAGCAGGAGAACGACUCGCUGAAAUAUAAGCUGGAUGAUUUGUCGUGCAGAUAUUCAGCGGCACAGUCGAUGAUAGAAAACAGUCAGAUGCAUGAAAGAACUCUGAGUGGUAAGAUAUAUGAACUAGAAAGGUCUUUGUCGCGAUUCGACGCUACGAGCGUCAGCACAGUUAGCGAACUAGGUGAAACCAUGUACAAGACUUUUGAUGAUGAAGCUCUUCAGCACCAAAUGAUAAAACGAAAGUUUGAGGAUAAAAUGGAGAUGGAAAGACUAUUGGUUGAAAAAAUUCACAUUCUCGAAGAAGAUUUGGGCAAAGCGAACGAUAAGCUAGAACAGACCGAUCUCGCAAAGAAAACCUAUGAAAAACAGCUGAAAGAUAUGAAAAAUACAUGUGACAAGCUGCAACAGGAAGUUAAUUCCUUGAAAGAAAUCAAUCAUGCGAUGUCUCAUGAUAAUUCUACUCAAGAAUAUUUUGAGAGCGAUAUUCCAGCGAAUGUUGAUUUGGCGCGACAUGUAGAAGCUCAACAAAGAGAAAUUGAGAGUCUGAAGCUACUCAUGGAACAGAAAGAAACAGAGAAUGUGAAAUGUAAAAAAGAUUUAAUUGAAAUAACAGAGAAAACGAAAAAGCUGGAAGCACAAUGCGAACAAUUAAGAGACGGCUUGGUCCAGGCUUGGACUCAAUGCGCUGAGUUUGAAGAAAAAUUGAACCAAACUGCGACGAGUGAUAGCAGUAAAGUCAAUACUUCCUUAAAUAGUACGACUUCCAAGCACUUUAAAGCAAAUCAAAGUUUGGAUGACAGUGCAUCAGAUCAAAAUAUAAUAGAUCAAACAAAAGCUCCAGAAACAAACAUUACUGAUAUCAGCACAUUAGUAGAUAAUAGUAACGUGAAAAACAGCGAGAAUUUACAUAAGGAAAUGCAGCAAAUUCUGGAAGGCGAAUUAAGCGUAGAUAAGAUUAAGUUCAAGUUAUGUCGUUAUUACACGGUAUGCGAGAAAAUAGCCGCCGAAAAAGCGCUGCUCUCAAUGGAGAACGCCGCUUUACGAAUGGAGAAGGAACUUCUAAGCCAAGAAAUCCAGGACAUUAUAACUCGAUGUAAAGAAGAACUAGAAUCUGUUAAAGCGGAUUCUGCCAAAGAAAUCAACAGAUUGCAGUUGUUGGUGCAGACUUUCAAAUCAUUUCAGAAUGGGAAUGACACCAAUGAUAUAAAAGCUGAACUUAAUGCACGCCAUGCUAAGGAGAUGGAGGAACUUCGAACAUACUUCGAGCAAAAGUGCUUGCAGAUGGAAAAGCAAUAUUCCGAGGAGAUUUUCAGCCAGCAAUCAAAACGGAUUUCUGACAAUGAUAGUGAAACCGAAGAGCUAACAGAUGAUCUAUAUUUUGGUGGUGCAGGCGAUUGUUUGAACGCGUCCAAUUCCCGAGCAGCGAUUUCUGAUGCCAACGAAGAAUCUCUGAAGGACAAGAUACUGGAUGCUGAAAAACAAGCGCGUCUCGAAACAGAAUACGAAAAUAGUAUCCAAGCAUUGAGGCAAGAAUUGGAACAUAAAGUGAAGAAAAUUCAAAUUAUCAAGGCUGACUAUGAGAAAGCAAUCAAAGAACAGAAAGAGUUGCAUGAAUGUCAAAUUCGCGAUAUUGAAGCAAAACUGGAACGUUCGUCUGCUAUAUCCAUUGUGCACCAGUAUUGUCAGACAGAAUGGGAGGCAUCGGAAAAUGGUGAAUUAUCGAGACUGCGUGACGCGUAUAAUCAUCAAUUGGAAGAACAGGUCGCACUAGCUAGACAGGACAUUGUCAACGCUCUUCAAGAACAAUUUCAGGCACUAUUAUCAGUGGAAGCAGAUAAAGAAGAUAAUUGGCCAACCGAAUUGUUAGAACUACGAGAUAAAUUUACAUGCAAUGCUAAGCAAGAAAUUCAGGAAAUAAAAAAAAUGCAUAGUGCUGAAUUAACUCAUCUGAGAGAUGAACACGAUUGCAUUGUAGCACGAAUGUGUGAGCAACACCAAAGAGAAAUCGCCAUUCUUAAGACUCAGAAUCCAGGUAAUAAUCAAGAAGUUGGCUAUGUUGGAUCUUCAGAUAAUAUCAUGGAAGAAAGGGAUAACUUAAAGAAGACAUGUAUAACUCUCAAAAAUUUGAUUGGGGAAUUAGUUAAUUAUUUUGCCAUCUGUGAAGAAGAAGUUAACAACACUCUGAUCAAUGAAGUUCUGAAAAGACAAUUAACAGAGUCCGUCUUUACUCAUGAAGGAAAUUUAAGCAAGGACGACAGUGUUAUAUCAGAAACACAAUACAAAGACCAAAAAUCCAACUUAUCCAUUAAAAGGGUCCAUUUUGCUCCACAAUCGAGCAAAAUAAAUUCUAUUGUUAACAGCGAUAACAAGACAUGGGUUGAGGAAGACAUGGAUGAGAUAUUAAGAAAGGAGUUAAAGGCUUGUUUAAGACGUCUAAAGUCGGAUAGCACACAAAUACUCAAUCUUUCGCUACCAAACAACGAAGACAAUAUUGCAUUGCCAUCAAAAGAGACUCUCUUAGCAAGUCAAAUUAAUGAAGAGCUUUCCUUGAAACUGAAUCAUGCUGAAGCUUUGAUAAUAGGCUAUCAAGAAGAAGCAGAACAAUUAAAAUUGCAUAUUUUGGACCUACAACAAAAAUUGAUUAGCGCAGAGAGCAAAAAAGAAGUCAUCACAGAGGGAUACGGCGAAAGUGAUCUCUCUGGAAUUGAUAUAACACUGCCAGACUUUUUACAGGUGCAAGAAAAAGCUAAACAUGUAUUAUCGAAUGGCGGUGGCGACGCAUCUUAUUUACUGCAAUUGAUAGAGGAGUUGUGCAGGCAAAAUGACAAACUAAUAGACGAUUCUAAAAGAGAAAAGGAGGAUUUACAACAACAGCAGGUACCUUUAGAACCCACUCCUACCCCAUACAUUCACAGGGUUUGCUGCAAAAAGAUUGAAGCAGCGGACAAGCAAUUGCGAGCAACGCGCCGAUUUUUGGACGAGCAAGCGAGCGAGCGCGAGAUGGAGCGGGAUGAAGCCGCGAAACAAAUUCAGCUUUUGCAAGAACAGCUCAAGGAACGCGAGCGUAAGAAGGAGAGAGAUAUGCGAAUUAGUUCUGAGCAGUCUGAGCUAUCAUCUGAAACAACUUCAGGCAUCCCUGAACUUCAAACCACGACCAAUGCAACUGUGGAGGCUCUUGAAUCUCAGAUGAGAGAAAUGUCGUCGUUAAUGUCCGACACAGAGGCGAAGAAAUCGGAAAAGGAAAGUGAAUUGAAGGCUGCGGUGGAUAAAAUAUGGGUCUUACGAGAUGUCAUUGCUGACUUGGAGCAAAGGUUACAAGAUAAGAUUGAAAGGGAAGAAUCCUUGCAAUUGCAAAUCAGUCAAUUGGAAACCGUAAUAACCGCGCAAACAAAGAAUCAGCAGGAUCUAGUUCAAGAGCUGGACGCUAUCAAAUCUGGCACUGAAAGCAGACAUCUGAAUGAACAAAUUAAUCAUUUACGGGAGGAAUUGAAUAAGCACAAGUUAAGCUCAGAGCAUUUUAAUGUCAAUUCGUCUGUCUUGAAGCAAAUGAAAGCAGAGCUUCACGAGAUGCAAAAUCAAUUAGACAGAAGAAUCCGUGAGUUGGAAUCCGUGCACAUGUGCGGUUCAAAUUUGAGCUUGAGUCAGCCGAGUGAAGACGUUUCGAUCAGAGAACAAAUCGAUGCAACGCGAUGUUUGACACCUGAUGAUCCAUCCUCGCCGCCAAUGUUACCGCUGGAUCAAGUACUCAAGUUAAAAGAUAAAAUGCUGAAGCACGCACGAGCGGAGGAAGUGGCUUUUAAACGAAUCAAAGAUCUAGAGAUGCAGUUGACAGCGAUGAAGAAUCAGAAUGAGGAAUUACUAGCAGAGCAAGAGAUUUUACAUCAAACAGCAUCCGAGCAAUUAUUCCAGAUUGAAGCGAUGCGCGGUCGCUUAGAACAACACAAGCAAAGUGCUCCGUUUGCUCAGAAACAGGCAACAUCUCGUUUAGAAUUACAAUUGUACGAAGCUACUACGAAAUAUCACUCUUUGGAGCAAACUAUUACUAAUAAAGAGAUAGAAUUGAAAGAAUUGAAAGCUCAACUCGAAAGAACUAAUCAAAUGCUGGUAGAAAAGGAAGCAGAAAUGGAAAAUUUUUUACAAUCGGAAAAUGGCGCACUACGAAAGAUUGAUCAAUUAAAAGAUCAAUUAAAACUCGUUCAAGAGGAAAAGAAAAUGUUGCAAAUAAAGCUUGGAAGCCAAGAGCAUGCUCAAUCGGAACUGCCACAAUUGAUUGACACCAUGUUGUCAGAUAAGAACGAGGAGAUCGACCAUCUGAAAGAGCAAUUAUCUAGAAAGGAGAAACAAUUGAACGUCUAUUCAUCGCUUGCUUUGGACGAGACACAAAUGAAGGAUUUGACAAAACAAGCAGAGGCUAAGAACAGCGCGCGAACAUUGAGCGAUAUUCUUUCCAUACAUUCGGAAUGCGAGGAAUUCCCUGAAGCUAUUCGAGCGAUUAAUGCAACACACAUGAUGAUAUCACAAAAUAUCUCCAGCAUCAGAGUUCCUACAUCUGUAUCGAAGAACACAUUAACUACAAACACUUUUGAUACUACACAAACACCUUUACUCAAUGUAGACAAAAUAGAUGCGCAAGUUCCACCAUUGGAUUUAGAUUCACACACACAUAGUUUCAGUAAUGAUGUGCGUCAUUCGGAAAUGGAGCUACACCAUACCGAAGACGAAUCAAAAUUAUCAUCUCCUAAGAACAAUGAUGUCAGCGAAGAUUCUCGACAAACCGAAGAAUUACUUAAUGAAAAGAUGAAGGAAAUUGAGAACUUGUCAAAUCAACUGCAAACUCUGCAACUCGAACUGGAAUUAAAGUCCGAGGUUUUAAACAAAUAUGAAAUCGAGUCGGCUUCCAUGCAGAAACAAUAUCAAGAGUUGGAGGAUGAGUAUAAGGAAAUUGUUGAAAACCUGGUACGAGAUAAAAAUUUUUAUAAAGGUCAAUAUGAAUUGACUCAGGCAUCGGAGAGUAAAAUAAAGAAAGAUCUGGAAGAAGUCGAGAAUAUUUUAAAAUUAAAGACAGACGAGCUUGAAGAUCACAAGAACAAGAUGCAAGUAAAUGAAAAGAUCAUCACAGAGUUGAAUAUGGAGAACACAAAGCUGAAAAAAGAAAUAACAAUUAGAGAAAAGGAUCAAAUAAAAAACAACAGCUUCUUACUGCAGGAGAAGAUGCAGGAACUGCAAAGAUUCAAGGAACUCGUUCUAGAGAAGGAUAUUGCACUGGAAACUCUUCAGACACGCAAUAUUGAAAUCGAAAACGAGAACAAGCAGUUGUACGAAUUCAAGACGAAGCUUCAUACGCGCGAACGGGAGAUCGCUGAGUUACAUGAUGAGAUCUUGCGAUUGACGGACGGUCUAAAUAAUCGAGAUCAGAUUAUCCGUAAAUUGGAGGAGAUAGCAAAACGGACAAGCGAUAUUCACUCAGGCGCAUCGUCGCCUUCAUCCUCUGUCAGUAACAAAGACCAAGAAAUCCAUCAUCUGCAGGAGUUUCUGAAAGAAAAGGACAAAGUAAUUAGGCAGAUGAGCGACGAUAGUAAGAGCUUGCAGCAAGCGCUGGAAACUAUUCAGAACAAGAUGAAAGAAUCUGGUAAUGUUGUGGAGCUGAGGAGGAAAUUGAAGGAUGAGCGCAGGCUGAACGAGGAGUUGAAAAAUAUAGUACAAAAGCUGCAGAAAGAAUUAGAGUUAAAAGAUGCGUCCGCGCAAUGUUCGCAGGACGAUAGCGAUAUUGAAGACAUGGUCCAACGAGAACUGAAUCUCUCCGCGCGAUUGGAUAAGCAAAUUAUGCAAGUUAUUAAAAACGAUAACAACGAGGAGAUCGUCGAAGGAGCGACGAAAGAGUAUCAGCAGAAGUUGAGCGAGAUCUGUAAAGACAAUAAGAUACUGAAAAAACUGAAAGAGGAUCUCGAAAUUGAACGUGAUUUAAUGAAACAUCAGAUCGCUGAGUACGAGAAUCGUAUUCUACAAUUGAAGGCGGAUUUGGCAGAAGAGACAAAGAAGGUAGUCCAAUUAGACAAGGAACUUGUGUCAGAGAGAAACACGGUAAAGUUUUUAAGGAUGCAGAUAGAAGAACAUCGUCGGAAAACGGAAGUGGGACGAGCUCAGGACACAGAGUUGAUCGAAUUUCUGCAGAAAAAACUGAAAGCCUCUCUGGAGAACGAGGGGAAGCUUCGUAAUGAUUUAGCAUCGAUGAGGCAACAGCAGAUUAAUCUAGAAUCACAAUUUCUGUCCACGAAGAAAUUAAUAGAAACCGAAAACUUGCAUAGAUCCGCUGCAGCUGCGCAAAAUAAAUCAGAGAGGACAAGCGAAGAUCCCAAGGGAAGUCGCGAAAAUACGGAGUUGCGGGAAAAUAUAAAGAGAUUAGAAACUGAGAUGAGUACAUACGAAAAACGAUUGGAAAUUGCAACAGAAGAACGGGAAAAACUGAUCAGCAGUGUAGCGUUAGCUAACGGGAUGAAGGAAAUCAUGGAAGCAAAUCUGCACAGAACCACGGAAGAAUUGAAAUUGCAAGAAGAGGAGUGUGAUCAUCUGCAGAAGCAGCUGAAAAUGAUGAUGGAAGCUGAAAAUAAGAAGCAAGAGCAACGAGAUGCUGAACUAGACGAAAUCAGAGGAUUGCACAGAGAGAUUAGCAUUGCUCGGGAAACUAGGAUAAAUCUGGAGGCUGACAUAAAUCUUGCGAGGCAAAAACUGAAAGAAUCCUCGGAUCGGGAGCUGAAGCUUACACAUAUGGUGGAAUCCUUGAAAGAGCGAGAGACUGAGCUCAAUACAAAACUGAUAAUAGCAAAAGAGAAAGAGAAGAAUCUAAAGGACUGGAUCGAGAAUUUGCAGCCAAGCUUAAAAACCGUUGCCGAAAGAGAGGAAGAUACGAGGAACAAGCUGGUGAAUUUCAACAAAGAUACAGCGAGCUUCGCACAAAGAAUUAAAGAAUUAAAUGAAUUAGUUGAGAAAUACUCUGUCGAGAAAAACAAUCUUAAACGAAAACUUGACAAGAUAACGAUAGAUAGGGACACAGCGAUGCAGCGUGUAAGCUGUCUUGAAGGACGGAUAAAGAAACUGAAAAAUGGACAGGCUCCUACAUCCAACAGCAAUUCAACAACAAUUUCUAUUGAAAGGUUGCAAAAACUUUAUGGCUCAUACUUACGAGUGGACAGCAGACGAAAGGCAUUGGCAUUCCAGAAGAAAUAUUUGCUGUGCAUCGUUAGCACUUACCAGUAUUGCGAGGAGAAUACAUUAUGUGUGCUCGCGCAAUUGACUCAAAAUCAACGCGCUUACACGCGAUCGUCGCGGAAAAAAACGGUGCGCUUCAGGAUCGCUGUGUUAACGAUAGUCAGUAUAUACAGGAUGAAGUGGUUGACCCAACGUUGGCGAAUAGGAAAACGCGUGGGUGCUAAUGUUAUUAUAGGUAGUAUAGAUCAAUUAAUAAUUGAUGUGCCGCCUACCAUCAAAAUUGCGUCCAAUUAUUCCCCACCGGUGAGAGAAAGGACGACAAAAAAAUUAAGCGGAAUGAAUGUCCUUGAACAGUAUUAUCAAGAAGUAAAAAAUUUUCAAGAGACACUUGACGCAGUUUUGGCAGAGUCAGGAACUAGUCAUAUUAUCUCAGAAUAACAUUAUAUUUUUAAAACUUGUAGGAGAAAGGAGAGAGAGAGAAAAAGAGGAGAAGUUUAGCUCUGUAAUAUUAGCAUUAAGAAUAUUAUGUAAUCGUUUAAACAAUCAUCAUAUAGGUCGUGUUUCUUUAAAUAGUUUGUUCACACGGCUUGACAAUUUUCGAAUUUUUUUUCUUUUUUUUUUUUUUUUU
This is a messenger RNA of Formica exsecta, 9558 nucleotides long. Its product is annotated as centrosomal protein of 290 kDa-like. Gene Ontology annotation, molecular function: molecular adaptor activity. NCBI's taxonomy places the organism in Eukaryota, Metazoa, Arthropoda, Insecta, Hymenoptera, Formicidae. The record is from RefSeq and is a predicted model, not a curated record. The coding region runs from base 297 to 9368 and encodes 3023 amino acids. Gene Ontology annotation, biological process: signal transduction. The transcript has 20 exons.